Lizanozyma spartinae is the source of this 477-nucleotide messenger RNA. RefSeq lists its product as uncharacterized. Gene Ontology annotation, molecular function: oxidoreductase activity, acting on paired donors, with incorporation or reduction of molecular oxygen. The record is from RefSeq and is a predicted model, not a curated record. The transcript has a single exon. Bases 1 to 477 code for a protein of 158 amino acids. NCBI's taxonomy places the organism in Eukaryota, Fungi, Ascomycota, Pichiomycetes, Serinales, Debaryomycetaceae.
AUGGGAUGCUCUGGGUUGCAGGCUCCUGGUCUCUGGAAACAUCCAGAUGAUAAAUCACCAACGUUUAAUACAGUCGAGUAUUGGACAAACUUAGCAAAGUUGUUAGAAAAAGGUAAGUUCAAUGCCCUUUUCAUUGCUGAUGUUUUGGGGCCUUACGAUGUCUACAAUGGACCACGUAAUAUUUCCAAUGCUGCUAGAUCAGGUGCUCAGUGGCCAAUUACAGAACCCAGUGCAGUUGUUAGUGCGAUGGCUGCUGUUACGAAGAAUUUGGCCUUUGGUGUCACCUUUUCUACAAUUAGUGAAGCUCCAUAUCAUAUCAAAUUUAUAGCAGUAUUGACUACCGUCAUUGGGAAGACCCACGAAGAAGCAGAGAGAAAAUAUAAGAAAAUACAAUCGUAUGGUGAUCUUGAAGGUGCUAAAGCUUUAUUUAGUGGAUGGGGAUUCAUUUUGGAAUAUUUGGUGAAGAUUAAGAGUUGA